AGGAAUGAGCAGUUAUAAUAUAUGUUACUCUCAAGGCGGAGAGGGGGGUGGGGGUGCUCAGAGAGGGGGGCUGCUCAUUAGGAGGCAUCAGAGCAAAGACUGCACUGCAGAGCAGGAAAACUUAUUAAGAAUAUGCGCAAAAAUACGUGCAAAAGUUGUGAUUCGUGCAGCCGGAGGCCUCUGUCACCUGUGUCAGGAGUUUCCUUGAUGCAAACCAGAUCACCUCUCCGGCGUUAAUAAGAAUAAUCUCUAAAAAAUAAAAUAUAUCCAACUGUUUGUUUAUUUUGGGGAUUGUUCCGCUCUCAUUUGUAAAUGUUUAUAAAUUUGAUUAGAAUGUGUUUAUCCCUCCAAACGACGACAGAUGACGUGUGAAGAUGGAUAUCUUGUGAAUUAUUUAUAAAGUCGUUCGGUUUGGAAGUCACUUUCGACUUUUAUUUUCUCUAAAGAGAUGUUUGUGUGAUGCUUUUCUAUAAGUCAUUAAUGCCUGUGGAGAGGAGGAGUUAAACGCAGAGAUAAAGAAAGAGGCACGUAUAGACUGCCGGCUCCUCUGGCUGGGAAUCAAAGUGCGCUAUAUGUCGCGCGUCGCGCGUAAUUUGGACUGAAAAAGAAAAGAAAAAAUGAGAUCGACUUCCAAAAAGAGCUGUUGUGUAGCUCGUCUGUAGGAAUUAUGCAGCGUCUUUUCCCACCAUAUAUUAUUUCCCCCCAUAGCUGCGGUGGGAGCUGGUAAGGUGGGUUAACUCCAGCUCAAGUCUCCGUGAAGCGCAGAGCACUGAUGACGUUGGGUUGGAUGACCAAUCGGGAGGCGCUGCCCUUUGGAGACAAACCAUUUUACUUGUAGUGUCUGCAUCAAGUCUGGAAGCAAGGGCUCAAUUUUAACAGAAUCCACCUAAAAAUCUCUCCCUUAACUUAUGCCUACCUUCCGGCACUUUGAGUGAGAAUAUCACAGGACGAGAGGGGGGAAAUAAAGACGCCUCUGGAAAAUUCGGGUGUUUAAUAGGACAAUAUCUGCGCGCGGUGGAGAGGGGGAGAGAGACAACAGCACAGCGAGAGAGAGAAAAACCGAUUUGGUCUUGAGAGAGAGGGGGGUGAGUGCUCUCAAGGCAGAAAAUUCGAUGAUGACCAUGACUACGAUGGCUGACGGUCUGGAGGCUCAGGACUCGUCCAAGUCUGCUUUCAUGGAGUUUGGGCAGCAGUCGCACUCACAGCAGAGCUCCCCGUCGAUGGCCAGCGGCCACUACCCGCUGCACUGUCUCCACUCCGGCUCACACGCUCACCACCAGCACGACAACAGCCCGUACACCGGGACCAACACCUACAACAGGUCGUUACCCUACCCCUACGUGAGCCACCCGCACCACAGCCCGUACCUGCCAUCCUAUCACAACAACACGGGAGGACAGACAAGGUUAGACGGCACAGAGCAGCAGAAAACGACGGUGAUUGAAAACGGGGAAAUUCGAUUUAAUGGGAAAGGAAAGAAGAUUCGCAAACCUCGGACAAUUUAUUCCAGUUUGCAGCUUCAAGCACUCAACCACCGUUUCCAGCAAACACAGUACCUCGCUUUACCGGAGCGCGCCGAGCUGGCCGCCUCUCUAGGACUGACACAGACGCAGGUAAAGAUUUGGUUCCAGAACAAAAGGUCAAAGUUCAAGAAGCUGCUCAAGCAAGGCGGCAACGUGCACGAGACCGACGCCAUCCCGGGCUCCAUGUCUCUGUCCCCGCGCUCCCCGACCAUCCCUCCGAUCUGGGACGUCUCGGCCUCUUCCAAAGGAGUAAACAUGCCGGCCAACAGCUACAUGCCCGGCUACUCUCACUGGUACUCCUCCCCACAUCAGGACUCGAUGCAGAGAUAGACUGACGAGGGGGGCCUCCUCUCUCCCGGAUCUCCGCCAUGCAGUUUCCAACGUAGCCUACAAUUUGUGUCAGCGCACAGACUGGAUGCUGAAGGAUAAAAAAACACUGCAGCCAAGCCUCGGUGUGAUGACACGAACAAGGGAACUAACCUUUUUUUUUUUUUCUUUUUUUUUUUCUUUUUUUACAUGGCUGUUCAGUUCAGUGAGCUCGCAUCUUUGUUAUAUUUCAUUCAUGUCAACAUCUGAACGUCAAUAUACCAAAUAUGAUGUGGACAGAAACAGAGAGAGAGAGAAACACACCUGAACCUGUCAGCCACGCUGGACUCCUCCUGACUGCUCUCCUUCUUCUUUUCUUUCUUUUUUUUUUUCUUUUCUUUUUUUUUUUUUUUUUUUUUUGGUUGUUUCUCCAACAUGCAAAACCAAGCAAAUUGUCUGUCUGUAAAUAUAAUCUGCGAUUUUAGUUGUACAUACACUUUUUAUGUUUUGUCAGAUUGAGUAAAUCGUGACUCAAAACAGAAGCCUGCUGUUGCAUGAUUUCCACAGGAAAAAAGAGAGAGAGAGAGGAGUGAACGAGGCCCCUUUAAUGCUUCAUAUUGGGCCAACAUCACACCAUCACAGGCCUAUUUCCCGUCCCCCUGGUGCGCACAAGCUUCUUCCAGACACCGUGAACAUAAGCUGAUGACACAGCGCUCAGUGAAAAGCUCCAUUUCACCCGAGUAAACAUUUUAAAUAAAUCCAAAAAAGGCGCCCAGUGGCUGAUGGAGACGGUAUAUAGACUGAUCAAAAUGCACUCAACACCGGAGGAAAUGAACUUACCCUGCCCCGCUGCUGCCUACAUUCACCUCCAAAGACAUUUGCUCCAGGUCCAGCUCAUCUUGUCAUUUCACCCCCAAUUAUUAGAAGUAUUGACAAAAUGUUUUCUCCCUUCUCUCCGUCCUAAUGCAGGCCGUUAAAUGCCAAGCUCCGCGGGAUCGAUGUUGAACAAAGCAGCCAGCUGCAGCGGCGUUCAAUAUGAAGGAGAUAUUUGGGACAAUUUGUGGGUUUUUAUCCAAGUGAGGCUUUUUUUUCCAUUCUCAUAAAUGCAGGCAUAAUUAGGGUAAUUUUUGAUGUAGCCCGCUGAUUACAGCGUUUUUACCGUCAAAGAUAAUUACCUGUAAUUUUCUACCACUUUUAAUACUAAAAGGCAUCUUUAUUUGGAUUUGAGGUAGCACAGAUGGAACAAAGGGGAAAAUUAUUCGGUUAUUCAUAUACAAAUUGCCGAGAAGAGUGAGCGCUCGGGAUAUUAUCUGAAAUUAUAACGCUGAAAAGCUUCAUGCAGCUGUCAAGUCGCGGAUGUCCCACUGGCGCACAUUCAGCCUACCUGGGGGCCCCCCCACAGCAGAGUGGGGGCCCCUGUGCUGCUCCUGGGCCAUGUGCACCCAGCUCUGAUGUGCAGGCUGCAGGGAGCCCGAGCAGCGCCGGAGUAAACAUCAACAGAGCUCAUAAAUACACGCUCAGCUCCGAGAAGUGACGCGUCUCAUCCAAACCAAAAGAAAAAAGCCUUUGAUGAGCUGAAUCACUCUGAAGAGAGAGACAGAGAUAGAUAGAUAGAUAGAU
Messenger RNA from Acanthopagrus latus (yellowfin seabream), 3449 nucleotides. RefSeq names its product distal-less homeobox 6a (gene dlx6a). Gene Ontology annotation, biological process: cell differentiation; regulation of transcription by RNA polymerase II; embryo development. NCBI's taxonomy places the organism in Eukaryota, Metazoa, Chordata, Actinopteri, Spariformes, Sparidae. Bases 1113 to 1853 code for a protein of 246 amino acids. The transcript is spliced from 3 exons. Gene Ontology annotation, molecular function: RNA polymerase II cis-regulatory region sequence-specific DNA binding; DNA-binding transcription factor activity, RNA polymerase II-specific. The record is from RefSeq and is a predicted model, not a curated record.